CGAUCCCCAGCGGGGGAUCUAGUAUUCAUGGAUAUACAGCGAAAGCCAGGCAGCAUUGAAGAGCCCAAGGCAAAGCCGAAGAUGGGUUUCACCAUGGGUCUCAACAUGCUGCUUCUCCUGGCCAUGGUGGCCACCAAUAUCCUCUCCCUCUACCAUCUCUCCUCUACAAUUCAAACCACCAAGAAGCCCCCCGCUCCAGUACCUGUCCCUGACUACCUUCUCCACCAGCUCAACACCAUACGUUCCACCAUCACCCACCUCACGCGCCUCCCACCCUCAGCCGCAGAUUCCUCCACCAAAGCCGCCGUCUCCACCACCACUGCCCCACCGGAUCUGCUCCUCCACUCUCAACUCUCUCCCAUCGCCACAUCUUGCCACAAUCACCCUGGCCUCCUCCAUCGAUAUAUGAACUAUACACCAUUCUCUCCCUGCCCUCCAGAUUCCGAGGAGCUCGCGGAGUCACUCAUCCUGCGUGGCUGCCACCCACUCCCUCGCCGUCGGUGCUUCUCCAAAACCCCACCAAAACCCACGUCGUCUCUUUCCCACAACUCGUUUGCUCCUUCGCUGCCGGACCAAAACGUUAUCUGGCAUAAGUACUAUUGCAAAAGCUUCAGCUGCCUCGUGCGCUCCAACCCAAAACUGGGUUUCAACCUCUCUGCGGAAGCCACUCGAUUCAUGAGCUACAACGACGAACUUGACCUCCCGGUCCUACAACUGUUGCAGAUUGCCAAGGCAGCAAACUCUGUGCUCCGUCUCGGCAUCGAUGUCGGUGGCGGUACCGGGACUUUCGCGGCGAGAAUGAAGCUUUACAAUGUGACCGUCGUGACGACGACGAUGAAUCUCGGUGCGCCGUAUAACGAGGUUGUGGCGCUGAGGGGGCUGGUGCCGCUACACGUGCCACUGCAGCAGAGGUUUCCGGUGUUCGACGGGGUGGUGGAUCUGGUGCGUUGCGGCCACGCCGUGAAUAGAUGGAUACCGUUGACGGCGAUGGAGUUCUUGCUUUACGACGUUGAUAGAGUGUUGAGAGGUGGAGGUUACCUGUUGUUGGAUCAUUUCUUUAGCAAAGGGGUGGAUCUUGACAAGCUUUAUGCGCCGUUGAUUGGGAAAUUGGGGUACAAAAAGGUGAAGUGGGCAACGGGGAAUAAGGCCAAUUCGAAGAACGCGGAGGUUUACUUGACCGCGCUUUUGCAGAAGCCUGUGUCAAAAUGAAAGUGAAAUUUGAGGUAUUCCUGGGAAAAUUGCCCCAUCAAAGGAUUAGAUUCCAGAUACUCCUUGGAGAUGAGUUAUCAAGCUGAAUAUUUAUUCCCACUGAGGUGGGUUUUACACCUUAGAUGUAGAGGGUUGUAGAAUGGGAAGAAUUAUAUGUUCGAGUCUUGAUAGAUCCACUCGGGAUUUUUGAGGUGGAUAGCCUUUACUGGUCUUUGAGCGAUUGUUAGAUUUAUUUGUUUACCCUCUCUCAAUAAUCCAUGCUAAAUUGUCAUUCCUGUUAAUUAUAUGAAAAGAAAUCUUCAGAGCA
This is a messenger RNA of Carya illinoinensis, 1516 nucleotides long. Its product is annotated as probable methyltransferase At1g29790. Lineage: Eukaryota; Viridiplantae; Streptophyta; Magnoliopsida; Fagales; Juglandaceae. The transcript has 2 exons. The record is from RefSeq and is a predicted model, not a curated record. The coding region runs from base 28 to 1209 and encodes 393 amino acids.